CCGAGCCGAACCGAGCCGAGCCCCCGGCACCGCCGGUCCCUUCCUGCUGCCGCGGUGAGUGCUGCGGGCGGCGGGGCGGGGGGAGGCGGCGGGCGCGGGCCCCCCCUGCCCGGCGGCGGAGCCCGUGCGCCCCGUCGCGGUUCCCCCCGCCGCCGGGAAGAUGCGGAACAAGGGCAGGAAGGAGAGCCUGUCCGACUCCCACGACCUGGACGGCUCCUACGACCAGCUCACGGGCAACCCGCCGGGCCAAACUAAAAAAGCGCUGAAGCAGCGAUUCCUCAAACUGCUGCCCUGCUGCCGGCCCAAAUCCAUCCCCUCGCUCAGCGAAAGCAACGUUGAGGAUGAGUUUGAGCUCUCCACCGUCUGCCACCGCCCUGAGGGGCUGGAGCAGCUCCAGGAGCAGACCAAGUUCACCCGCAAAGAGCUGCAGGUCCUGUACCGAGGCUUCAAGAACGAGUGCCCAAGUGGCAUUGUCAAUGAAGAAAACUUCAAGCAGAUCUACUCACAGUUCUUCCCGCAGGGAGACUCCAGCACGUACGCCACCUUCCUCUUCAAUGCCUUCGACACCGACCAUGACGGCUCCGUCAGCUUUGAGGACUUUGUGUCUGGGCUGUCCACCAUCCUACGGGGCACCAUUGAUGACCGCCUGAACUGGGCUUUCAACCUCUACGACCUGAACAAAGACGGCUGCAUCACCAAAGAGGAAAUGCUGGACAUCAUGAAGUCCAUCUAUGACAUGAUGGGCAAAUACACCUACCCAGCCAUGCGGGAAGAAGCACCCCGGGAGCACGUGGAGAACUUCUUCCAGAAAAUGGACCGAAACAAGGAUGGUGUGGUGACAAUCGAGGAGUUCCUGGAGUCCUGCCAGAAGGAUGAGAACAUCAUGCGGUCCAUGCAGCUCUUUGACAGCGUGAUUUAGCUCCCGGACCUGCCUCCAGCUGAGCUCUCCUGCCACGGGGCCCAGAAUCUGCUUCUCUCUUGACUUUUCCUUCAAGCCUCGUCUCCACCGGCUGCACAGACACCUCCAUGACAAUGGGCCUCCCUUCCCAGAGACACGGUUGGCGCUGGGAUGCUCCCUUCCCCCUGGGCUGGCUCCGCUUUCCUUGGGGGAUCCCAAGCAGGUGCUUCUGGACAUUGGAGCACGGGCAUGGAUGACACGGGGCGAGCAUUUGGCCUGGAUGGAGCUCCCUGCACCCGCUCCCAGCAGGGAAACCGCAGCCUUUGGCUGUGAUAGAGAUUUCCCCCCAUGCACAGCUCCCCGUGCAGCCACAGCACCCCAGCCCUGACCCCCCUCAGCCCUGGGAGCCCCCAGCACUGGCUCAGCCCCAACCCU
Neopsephotus bourkii (Bourke's parrot) is the source of this 1333-nucleotide messenger RNA. RefSeq names its product potassium voltage-gated channel interacting protein 2 (gene KCNIP2). Lineage: Eukaryota; Metazoa; Chordata; Aves; Psittaciformes; Psittacidae. Gene Ontology annotation, molecular function: potassium channel regulator activity; calcium ion binding. The record is from RefSeq and is a predicted model, not a curated record. Gene Ontology annotation, biological process: regulation of potassium ion transmembrane transport. The coding region runs from base 161 to 919 and encodes 252 amino acids. The transcript is spliced from 9 exons. Gene Ontology annotation, cellular component: voltage-gated potassium channel complex.